AAGGAAAAGCAGGAGCAGUCUCAUAGUUACUGUGAUGCAAUCUGCGGUACGAAACAAAUUCAAUUACCACCAAUUUCGUCCCGAUCACCUGCAUUCAGAUCUGCUGUUGCAAAUCAUACUCGUCCCGUAUUCAUACCAACGUUGAUUUCCGUGAGGGAGUCAGAGAAGGAAAAAAUAGCAGCCUUCGUUUUCGAUGAGUUCCACAAAACACAAUGAGUCACCCCAUGCAUUCUAUCGCAUUAUGGAGACUCUUGUAUUGAUAGGGUUUGGACUGCUUUUGUUGAUAUCACAGAUAGAGGGACUGGCGGGAUCAUCGCCCCCUCGACGUCCUCCGCGGAUACGACCCCGGAGGCAAUCUCCAAGCACUUCGUCCUCCGACAGCGAUUUCGACACCGGCGGUGGAAGCAGCAACCACAACAAGAGCAAGGCCACUGGAAACGACAGAGAGGAAUUGAGGGUUCGACGGCACGAGCAGGCCCUUCAGGAUCCAUCACUGCUGACCACAGUUCGGUUUUCCGACCGCACCGACAUCCACCCGGACACGCGAAGGGCCCUGGAGGAGGGCUUUGGGCUCAGGGCCAUGACCCGGGUCCAGGCAGAGACGUACGGGGCCGCUCUGGAGGGAAGGUCCAUCCUGGCUCGUUCCAGAACGGGCACCGGAAAGACGCUUGCCUUUUUGCUGCCUACCAUCGAGCGGCUGCUCGACUCCGACCUCGACCUCUAUCAACCCGGUCGGUCCAUCGGGUGCGUAAUCUUGGCACCGACCAGGGAGCUCGCGAUCCAAAUCGCCGACCAAGCAGAGAUUCUGUUUGAUUAUCACAACAAGCAGCGCCCCAGCAACAAGCAGUUGUCCGUCGCGUGUAUUUAUGGUAAGGCUCUCGCAGUGUCACCGUUCUGUUGCUACUCGCCACAAGAAGAGCCGCAGGAGAAGCUAUCGAGGGACAAUGGUUCGACUACUUUUCUUCAUUAUACCAGGCCUGACUGAUAAUCUCUUUCUUGCGUUUCUCCAAAUUCGAUCAGGCGGGGUGAAAAUGCAGCGAGACGUACGAUUGCUGACAGGUGGGUAUCGGGGGGCAGGCCUACCAACCAUAUUGGUGGCAACACCAGCUCGUCUCCUGGAACACCUGGAAGGAAAUUCCCCGCUUAAUAAAAACCAUAGAUACAACCGCAACCACCAACAAGAGCAACGGAGCAAGAACUCCUUUGCAGAUGUUGUCGCCGACACAAAAAUCGUUGUUCUCGACGAAACAGAUCGGUUGUUGCAAAAGAGCAACCAAUACGAGACACAGAAAAUUCUGGGUUUCAUGGCGAGGGCAGAAAAGCGACAAACACUUCUUUUUUCGGCGACCAUUCCCAGAGCUGUGCGGAGGCUGAUAUCAACUUCUUCGGUACUCAACAAGAAGGUCAAACACAACAACGGGCGACGUGAGAGAAAAGACGACGACGCCACUUUUUUGGAAGUGGAUUGCAUUGGAAACAAAAACGACCGACCGGACGACACGGCACCCGUCGGCGACAAGCAAUCGCCUGCAGCAGUGACUCUCGAUGCGGAAAUAGAAGGAUCCCCCGACUCCGUGCACCGGCAGCGCAUCGAAGAAACGUUUGCAGUGCUCGAAAACAUGUCGCAGUUCAUACCGGCGCUCUUGGCAAUUAUUCGGCGAGAAAAACAACGGGAUAGUCAAAACUACAAGAUUCUGGUAUUCUUCCCAGCUGGCCGCAUGGUCCGGUUUAUGUUCCAGUUCUUCACGAUAGGGGUUAUCGAAGGCAAGAACAACAUUUGGGAGAUACAUUCUCGAAUGUCGCAAUCAUCCCGGACUCGAGCAAGCGCCGCCUUUCGGAAUGCUCGCAAUGGCAUUUUGUUUUCCAGUGAUGUAUCUGCCCGGGGAUUGGAUUAUCCAGACAUUUCGCUCGUCGUACAAAUGGGAGCACCGUCCAGCGACCAGGACUAUAUCCAUCGAAUUGGUAGAACAGGCAGGGCGGGGCAGGUGGGCAGGAGUCUCUUGGUCCUCUUGCCCUUCGAAAGGCAAAAGAAAGAGCAGCGCCGGCAGAAGGGGGGGAACAAGAAGCGGCCGGGGAAGGUGAGCUACCGCAACGAUGCCAGCAUAAAGCAAGACAGACAGUUGUCGUCAUGGCUGAACGAAUGUGGACACGACGACCAUGAGGAAAUGUCUUCUUCGAAAUCACUUUAUCAAAAGUGUCAAGACGACCUCGAAUCCACGAGAUUGAAGGUCAGGAGUGGUCACGUUGUUUUGACAACGGGUGCCGAAGCUGCAUACAAAACAUUCUUGGCGCAUUACGUCGCCACAAUAAAGCCUCCCAAUAAGUCAAAGAGCGGUACAAAGCAGUAUACGAAUAGAGGCAACAGCGUUAACAACCUCAAGCCAUCUGAGGUUCUUGUCCACGCCGAAGAUUUUGCUAGGGGUACAGGGCUCGCCGAUGCACCCGAGAUGGAAGAAACGUUUUUAUCCAAACUCGGUUUGCUGUAGUGCUGUGUUAGAGGAUCAUCAACAAAGCUUCUAUCAAUGUUUCAAAAUAGAGUUACAGGGUCUUAUCUAUCAUUCAUUAUCCCAAAUAUUUUCACCUUCACCUUCACUUUCACCUUCACCACCUGGCUCUUGACACCACCGAUUGCAGAGCUAUUCGUUUUUGUUCACUGUAGUAGCACCUAUUAAUUGAAUUGUUUUCGAACAACACACGAGAGUCAUUGUCUCCACUCUCUCCAUGUAUUUCGUACAGUAUUUUGUAUACCUUGUUCUUGUUUGCUUAAGCACAGGGUUCAUUUCAAUCCUGACCCACAAUCACUGUUUCUUCUUAAGAGUACUCGCACCACCUUCUCCUCUGCUGUCAUUGCCUUAUCUUCCAUGUAAAAGUCUCCCUGGUUUUGCAGCCCAAACGGUAAGUCUUUCUUUUAUAUUUAUUAUUUUCUCAGUGCUAGUGCUACUAGUACUAGUAGUUGAUGCGUCUUUUCUCCAAGUUUGCUACAGCUAUUGGGGUACGCAGCAUGCUAGUUUGUACUGUACGAAGUAGUAUGAUUAGAGUACGAAGUACAUCACGGCAUUUGUUGUACGUUCUGUUACGGGCCUUAAUCGUAGAUCGGAUGAUCAGGCAUCCGGAAUCCGGAAUCCAAAAUCAGCACUUUUAAAGAAGAACCGAAAGCGCUAUCGUUUACUGUAAUCAGUGAGGGCCAUCGAAAUUUUGAUCGAUGAUAUCUCAUGGUGUGGUGUCAAUUUCUAGUUUCAAAUUGUACCGGCUGGGGAAAACUGUGGAUUGCGACCAGAAUCUAGAACUCCCAUUCCUUUCAUAAUGGGUCACCGCUAUCAUAUCAAACCUACACAAUGAACCAUAAAAUCCCACCUGUAUCCUGAACAGGGAUCAGGCCGCAAAAACAACCAUGGACAGUACGGUAUGGUAUGUAACAACAACUCGUGCUUUUGUCGUCCCCCAUCGGUUGCGUGCAGUAUGUUUGUUUGUGUGAAUCAGUGAGGAUUACGUUUUUUAGAUGACGAGUCGGAGGCCAAAUUCCAGUACGUUUUGUAAUGGAAUGGUUCGAUGUCGAUUGCAAGAACGAGGCAUUUGUCUGAGAUUCACAGAACAAGGAGCGGCAUUAGUACCAAAUAGUUGUGGUAGCUACCGCAAGCAGCGACAACUGCUGGUCGGGUUCCUUUGCUCCUACAAAACCUCAUUGUUCUUUUCACUUGCUUCACCGUAUCCCUUCAACAGAUGAAUACGAUAGAUCUGCUGCGUCAGACUACACCAACGUGAUGACGAACAGCCGUUUGGUGACGAUCGCAAUCCCUACCGAAGGAAAUGUGCACAAACAUCGAGAGGAAUGCUAGUCUUCAAACUGGAGAGAGUAGACCAACGCAGCCCGAAGCGUCACCACUUUUGAGGACCAACGAAGCACAAGCACCAACGCCUGUGGCUUGUCGCACGCCGAUCCAGGACCAUCUGCUACGCUCGAAGCGAGUCCGUAGUUGCGCACGAGCGGUUUGAAAGAACGAACCUUUGUUUGACGACCGCACAGCAAAGACCCGCCAAGUCAUGCAACAACAAUUGUUUCGAAAGCUCCCACUACGGCAUUCGAGACGGAGAAACAGCAAUAGCCAUAACGACAACUUCUAACGUCAUCACUUAUUCCCGCGAAACGCAUCUCACACUAGCCUUA
Pseudo-nitzschia multistriata is the source of this 4165-nucleotide messenger RNA. Lineage: Eukaryota; Bacillariophyta; Bacillariophyceae; Bacillariales; Bacillariaceae. The record is from the annotation of a GenBank genome assembly.